Messenger RNA from Cuscuta campestris, 1131 nucleotides. The record is from the annotation of a GenBank genome assembly. NCBI's taxonomy places the organism in Eukaryota, Viridiplantae, Streptophyta, Magnoliopsida, Solanales, Convolvulaceae.
GAGAUUUUGCGGACUCCUGUUCAGCUAUUCUCUUCUUCCACACGCACGAACUCGUUUCAUGACUUUCAUCUUCUCCAUCUUCAUCACCUUCAAUCCAUCUUCAAGGUUUCACCGCGAUGAACAGUGCUGCGCAGGGAGUUUUCUGGCCGUUCCUCCAUCAAAUUGAUUGCUUUAUGGCAUCUCACGCAAAAUUGAAGGACUUCCUUCUCAGAUUAUGAGCGUAAUGGUCUUUUAAUCUAAGGUAUGAACAUGGAUUCCAAUCUGAUUCUAAUAAUCAACUGAUUUGUGCAAAUAUUUGGAUCCGUGUUACUGUACACUACUCGGACUUUUGAAUGUGCUUUGCACCAGUCUUGGACCACGAUUUUGUGUACUGUUUGUUGAGGGUGGAGCUGAGAAUUUUGAGUUGUAGCACUGGUUUGGGGAAUUGGGAAUGGUGUUGGCAUGGUUUGGGGCUGUUUUGCUGGAUUUCUCUGCCAUGCACUUCCUCGCUGCUGGCCAGGCUUUUACGGCUGGUUUGUGGCAACCAGAGUUUGGAAGUUACCUGGUUGGAGGUUCUCCACAAAUCUCCUACUUGGUUUCUCCUUACUAGGGGAGGUCUUUGUGCAGAUUUUCCAAUAAAAUCAGCUGGUUGCCACUGGUGUUACUGCCUGGUUCAUUGCUUGCAGCUGUGCACCUAGGUAUGACUGUUUUGUGGCGUUCCAUAUUGAUGAUUGGGUUUGAGGAACUAUUAUUGGUGAUGAUGUUUGGACCUUUUCUAUGGCACAUUACCUUGCUCGUGGGUUUUUGAGCUGGAAUGUGGUUGGUUGCUGCUGGUUUUUGAGGAUGGCAGACCUGCGCAAGGAGCUGCUCAUUUGUGGUGUUCGUGUUGGAGUUUGGACUUGAGGAACUACUGGAACCAACAAACUGAAUGAUGAAGCUUGAAGGAUUUGUGCACUGCAAAUACCAGCCCAUCUCACUUGGUUCUAGUUGUUUGUCUUCGCUGGAAAACUACUGGGCGCUGAUAAGAUGAAUGAAAGAGUUAUGUACUUUAUUUUGAAUGUUUUAUGUAGUGACUUUAUUUUGGUUGCGAGUUUAGAGUACUAUUGGUUUAUUAAGUUAUUUUAAAAUAUGUUUGGCUUACAUUGUUAUUAU